Molecule: messenger RNA, 1520 nt
Organism: Corapipo altera (White-ruffed manakin)
Lineage: Eukaryota; Metazoa; Chordata; Aves; Passeriformes; Pipridae
Exons: 5
Coding region: 414-1520 (368 amino acids)
Source: RefSeq, a predicted model, not a curated record
CUCGGAGCAUGCGACGGGAUAGACGGGAUAGAGCGGUGCUGUGUGGAGCCCCCACGCAGUCAACUCCUUCCUUUCUGACCCGGAGCGUUUUGGAGGUGUUUCUGUGGUGCAGGUGUCCUCAAGGCCAGACCGCGGGACUUGGUGACACGGAGCUUUGGCAAGGUGUCCCCAACCCCUGUGACAAGUGCCCUUGAGGCCGCGCUGCACAACUUGAUAACCCAUAGCGUUUCCUAGGCUUUUCUCUCCUUCAGUUGCCCUCGAGGCCAGACCGCAGGAUUGGUGACCCGGAAAUUUUCCGGGGAGUCUCCAAUCCUUGCGGAAGGUGGCCUCGAGGGCAGCCUGCAGGACUUGGUGACCCGGAGAUCUUCCGAGGUGUCUCUCUCUUGCAGGUACCCUCAAGACCAGACUGUGGGAUGCUAGGAAGACGCCUGAGCCUGCUCAGGCCCUUUCGGAAGAAGAAGGAAGGCCCUGGGACUACUCCAGCACAGCAGUCUGAGGAGGUGGAGCAGUUCCAGCCCCUGCAGGAGGAUCCAGGCCAGAACCAGACACAAGAGCAGGACCGUGCCCGUGGCCGCUUCCGCCGGACAGUACAGGGCUUUCUGAAAAUGUUGGGCGUUCGGCGUAGAAAGUACAGAAUCACACCAACUGAGGUCAUGGCACAGCCUGACCCAAUGCCAGCUGAGCUCAAGGCGGACCCUGAUGUCGGCACCGUCUCAAUUGAUGGCACAGCAAACUGUGACACCGCGGUGACCGAUCACGUGACAAAUUCCAACACGGCACUGCCUGAGCUCACCAUGGAGGCUGAUGGUGCAACGACUGAGGGCAUCGCAGAUGCUGACAGCACACCCAUUCAGCGCCUGCCAGAUGCUCUCAUUCUGGAUAUUCUUGACGAGGGAGUUAUCUCUGUGGAAGAAACCAUGGACCAAGACAGAGACAUGGAGCGGAGACCCCCCAGGGUGCCCAAGUUGGCCUGGGUGAAAAAAGGGGAGGAGGAAAGCCCUGGGGCUGCCCCAGCACUGCAGCCUAAGAAGGUGGAGCAGUUCCAGCCCCUGCAGGAGGAUCCAGGCCAGCACCAGACAAAAGAGCAAGACCGUGCCCGUGGCCGCUUCCACAGAACUGAUCAGGUACCUGCAGCCAUCCCUCCCUGGGAUGGGCCUGCUGUCACUGCUCAGUCUGGCACCACUGUCGGAGCUUUCCAUGGCACAUCCCUUUCUUCCCUACCCUUUGUUCUCUUGCAGAGGUUGCAAAAGUCUGUUCCUGUUCGCCGUAGAAAGACCAGGGCCUCACCAACUGAAGUCUUGGCAAAGCCUGAGCUCAACCCAACCAAGCUCAAGGCCAAGGUUGACGCCCCAGAGACUGAGGGCAUCCCAGACGCUGACAGCACACCCAUUCAGCGCCUGUCUGAUGCUCGCAGUGUGCACGUUCUUGAGAAGAGAGUUGUCUCUGUGGAAGUAAGCAGCCUGUGGCUUGGGACUGUCUGGCCCCUCAAGCUGGGUCUGCUGGGCGCCCUCAGCCUCUGA